This is a messenger RNA of Clupea harengus (Atlantic herring), 2208 nucleotides long. RefSeq names its product galactosamine (N-acetyl)-6-sulfatase (gene galns). Lineage: Eukaryota; Metazoa; Chordata; Actinopteri; Clupeiformes; Clupeidae. The record is from RefSeq and is a predicted model, not a curated record. Gene Ontology annotation, molecular function: N-acetylgalactosamine-6-sulfatase activity; arylsulfatase activity.
CUUCUGUAUGCUUCUAUUCAUCUCCGCAUGAAAGGAUACAUUAUAUACCUUCUAGUAACAGUAUCGUGUCAAAAGGAAUGAGCUAUGUAACUAGAAUACAGUUGGUGUGUAACAAUUUAAGAUUAAUGAGCCUAAAAUGCCAAGAACAUCGGUAGUCUAAUUUGUUUUAUUGAAGUCGCAUGACUGGAGCAGGCUGAUAUUACAAAUUUUUACCACUUCCUCAAACCUGGGCAUGUGACGCCACCUAUGAGUCCGAGUUGCAAUGGAUGCGGCGCGCAUUCAUAUCUUCACAUCUCUCUUUGGUUUAGUAUGUUCUCUCUGGACCGGGGAUGACCUCAGUGCGUCGACUCCAAACAUUAUCAUCAUGCUCAUGGAUGAUAUGGGGUGGGGUGACCUAGGUGUAUUUGGGCAGCCCUCCAAAGAGACCCCCAACCUUGAUAGGAUGGCUGCCGAGGGGAUGCUGUUCCCUAACUUCUACACUGCUAACCCACUCUGCUCACCAUCCAGAGCAGCACUAUUGACUGGAAGGCUACCUGUCAGAAAUGGAUUCUACACCACAAAUGCCCAUGCAAGGAAUGCGUACACGCCUCAGGAGAUAGUUGGGGGAAUCUCAAAGGAAGAAAUUCUCCUGCCAGAGAUGCUGAAAAAAAAGGGCUACGUUAGCAAAAUUGUUGGCAAGUGGCACCUUGGUCACAGGACAGGCCAUCUGCCUCUGGAGCAUGGGUUUGACCAGUGGUUUGGUGCACCUGACUGCCACUUCGGUCCCUACGACGGCAGCAGCAGGCCGAACAUCCCAGUCUACAACAACUCAGAGAUGGUCGGAAGGUAUUAUGAAGAAUUCCAGAUUGACCGGAAAACUGGUGAAUCAAACCUUACGCAGAUCUACCUGCAGGAAGGACUGGGCUUCAUCUUCACCCAAGCCUUAGCGCGACGGCCCUUCUUUCUGUACUGGGCUCCAGAUGCUACCCACGCGCCAGUGUACGCCUCAAAGGACUUCCUCGGGAAAAGCCAGAGAGGACGCUAUGGCGAUGCCGUGAUGGAGCUGGAUUACAGCGUGGGGCAGAUCCUGGACUGGCUCAGCAUCCUCGGCAUCGACAAGAACACCUUUGUCUUCUUCUCCUCGGACAACGGGGCUGCAGUCAUGUCCGGACCUAUGCAGAGUGGCAGUAAUGGACCUUUCCUCUGUGGGAAGGAGACCACGUUUGAGGGUGGCAUGAGGGAGCCGGCCAUUGCCCGGUGGCCCGGACACAUCCCCGCUGGCAUGGUGAGUCAUCAGCUGGGUAGUGUAAUGGAUCUGUUCACCACCAGCCUUGCUCUGGCCGGACUGGCAGCUCCAGACGACCGGGUGGUUGACGGACUCGACCUGCGGCCCGUCCUCUUCAACAACUCCCUCAUCGACAGGCCCAUCUUCUAUUACCGUGGCAACGAGAUGAUGGCUGUGCGGUUGGGGCCCUACAAGGCGCACUAUUGGACGUGGAGCAACUCGUGGGAGGAGUUUAAUCAGGGCGUAAACUUCUGUCCUGGGGAAGAGGUGGCUGGUGUCACCACACACACCCAGGAGGAGCACACCAUGCAGCCUCUUAUCUUCCACCUAGGACGGGACCCAGGGGAGAAAUAUCCAAUCAGUGUUCUGAGCAGGGAGUACCAGGUUGUUUUGAAACACAUUAGCCCAGUAGUAGAAGAACACAAGCUGAAGUUGGUGCCUGGCCAGCCUCAGCUCAACAUGUGUGACUUGGCUGUCAUGAACUGGUCUCCUCCUGGGUGUAAGAAGCUGGGGAAGUGCCUGACGCCCCCUAAGUCACAGCCUUGGAAGUGUGUUUGGCCACACUGAUCCAGGAUAUGCCUACACAUGUCUUUGGCAAUGCCUCUUGAUGGUGUCGUUUGUUUCUUAGCCAGACAUUCCAGCAUCCUCUUGGUUGCCUGUUUUAUGACAGUCCCGACAGCAAACGAUUUUUUAUUGUUUGUUUAAAUGUGGAUAACAACAUUGAAAAGAGGUGUAACAGUAUGUGAAGGGACAUCUGCGUACAUUAGUAUAAGGAUGUUUACUUCUCUUGGUGAGUGGGGAAUUGCUGUAUGGCACUGCAACAAACUAGUAAAUGUGCCUGUGUAGUGUACGUCACUCCAUUCCUGCUAAUAAUUUCUCUCAACAUUUUUUUUUUUACAAAUGUAUGAGUUGAGCUAAAUAAUAAAAACUUAAUAAGAAUAAUA